GGCGUGGCUGGCAUCGCCCGGCCCAGCCCCGCAGAGUUGGCCUGGCUGGCAGCGACUCUGGUCUGUGCCUGGAGAGAGCGAGGAAGAGGGUGAGGGCAGGGCACCCUCCGGAGGAGAUGCCGUUGAAAACCAUCCAGAGCAGCAGUAGAAACAGUUGGUGUCGCUUUGUUUUGUUUAUAAACUGACCGUUUGUUUCUUUCCCGGCGAAAUGUUAUUUGGGUUAAAAGAAGAAAUGGCUCCCCAAGAGCUCACCCGGCGACUGGCCACAGUGACCACUCACGUCGAUGAAAUUAUGCAGCAGGAAAUCAGGCCCUUGUUGGCAGUGGAUAUAAUUGAACAACUUCACAGACAAUUUGCCAUUCUUUCAGGAGGCCGAGGGAAAGAUGGUGCCCCAAUCAUCACUUUCCCAGAGUUUGUGGGCUUCAAACACAUCUCAGAUGAGGACUUUCUGAAUGUCAUGACCUACCUGACUAGCAUCCCCAGUGUGGAGGCUGCCGGCAUCGGGUUCGUCAUUGUUAUCGACAGACGAAGGGACAAGUGGAGCUCCAUAAAAGCAUCCUUGACACGAAUAGCUGUAGCAUUUCCUGGAAACUUGCAGCUCAUAUUCAUCCUUCGUCCAUCUCGCUUUAUCCAGAGGACAGUCACUGACAUUGGAAUUAAAUACUAUCAAGAUGAAUUUAAAAUGAAAGUACCGAUCGUUAUGUUAAAUUCUGUCUCUGACCUUCAAGGCUACAUUGACAAAAGCCAACUAACAGAGGACUUAGGGGGAACUCUGGAAUAUCGCCACAGCCAGUGGAUCAGUCAUCGAACUGCCAUCGAAAACUUUGCCUUGACCUUGAAGACCACUGCCCAGAUGCUUCAGACGUUUGGGGCCCGCCUGGCCGCAACAGAGCUGCCCAGAGGCGUGCCAUCUACUGCAGAGCUGCUCAUGUCCCACACAAAGCAGCGGGACAAGCUGCAGGAUGAGCUAAAAUUACUUGGAAAUCAAGGGGCCACAUUGCUGUCAUGUAUUCAACAACCAGCAACCAAAAGUCCCACCAGGAAACUCAGUCCCAAUCAACUUGAGAAUGUAGCUACCAUGGAAAGGUUACUAGUUCAGUUGGAUGAAACAGAAAAAGCCUUUAGUCGGUUUUGGUCCAAGCACCACCUGAAGCUUAGUCAAUGCCUACAACUACAGCACUUUGAGCACAAUUUUUGUGAGGUUAAGCUUGCCCUGGACAACUUGUUGGCAGAGCAAGCAGAAUUUACAGACAUCGGAGACAGUGUGAUGCGUGUGGAGCGACUUCUUAAGGAACACAAAAAACUGGAAGGAAAAGGCCAGGAGUCCUUGGAAAAGGCCCAGCUGCUUGCAACAAUCGGGGACCAGCUCAUCCAAAGCCACCACUACGCAGCAGACUCCAUCAGGCCCAACUGUGUGGAGCUCAGGCACCUCUGCGAUGACUUCUUCAAUGAAAACAAGAAAAAACAUGACAUUUUAGAAAAGUCUUUGGAAUUACAUAGUCAGCUGGACAAGGUCAGUCGGUGGUGUGAGGCGGGAAUCUACCUCUUGGCUUCCCAAGCUGUAGACAAGUGCCAGUCUCAAGAGGGUGUUGACGUUGCCUUGACCGACAUCGAGGCAUUCCUGGACACAGCGACGGAGCAGCAGCUGCCCAGCCCCAAGGAGAUUUACGACCAGUUUGAGUUGAUUCUCACCCCUGAUGUAAAGGCCAACGCCCAGAAAGUCCUACAGAAGCUGGGAGAUGUACAGGAAAUUUUUCACAAGAGGCAAGUGAGUCUGAUGAAACUGGCAGCCAGACAGACUCGUCCAGUUCAACCUGUGGCCCCCCAUCCUGAGUCCUCCCCAAAAUGGGUGUCACCAAAAACCAGCCAGCCUUCCGCCGUGGCUCCUCUUCAGAAAACAUCUGUGGAACCUUAUGCAGAGACAAAUUUGGACUCCCUGGUAAAGGAAGAUGACAAGACUAAAUAUGAAGGCAAGAAUGAAGAAAUACUUGAAUGCAGUCAUGAUGGGGAGCAGGAGCAGCCCGACAGUCCUGAAAAUCUUUCCCCCAGCAGGUGCCUUAUACGUGACUUGCUUGAGACCGAAGAGGUUUAUAUAAAAGAAAUGAAGAGCAUAAUUGAUGGAUAUAUCACUCCAAUGGAUUAUAUUUGGCUAAAGCAUCUGAUACCAGACGUUCUUCAGAAUAACAAGGACUUUCUCUUUGGGAAUAUUAGAGAACUCUACGAAUUUCACAACAGGGCUUUUCUAAAAGAAUUGGAAAAGUGCACUGAGAAUCCUGAACUUCUGGCUCGCUGCUUUCUCAAGAGAAAAGAAGAUCUUCAGAUAUAUUUUAAAUACCAUAAGAAUCUGCCCCGAGCUCAGGCAAUCUGGCAAGAAUGUCAAGACUGCGCCUACUUUGGGGUGUGCCAGCGCCAAUUGGAUCACAGUCUCCCUCUUUUCAAGUAUCUCAGAGGCCCAAGCCAGAGACUUAUAAAAUACCAGAUGCUGUUGAAGGGCCUGCUGGAUUUUGAGUCUCCUGAGGAUUUGGAGGUAGACCCAGGCGGCCUAGAAGGAGGUGCGGCUAAGGACGGGCCUAAGAGGACCAAGGAUCCCGCGUCCUUGGCGGAACUGCAGCAGGCUUUGGCCAUGAUAGAGGAGCUGAUCCAGACCUGUGAACUGGCCGUGGACCUAGCUGCGGUCACUGGAUGCCCGGAGGACAUCGGAGAACUGGGCAGGCUGCGGAGGCACGGCGCGUUCAGCGUCUGGACGGUGCGCAAGGAGCGCUCCAAGGUGACGGGUUUCAUUCGCUUUAAGCCCAGCCAGAGGCAGCUCUAUCUGUUUGAAAGGGGAAUCGUGUUCUGCAAGAUACGGAUGGAGCCCAGUGACCAGGGCCCGGCGCCUCAUUACAGCUUUAAGAAGUCUAUGAAGUGGACGACACUUUCAAUUCACCAACUUGAAAGGGGGGGCAACAGAAAGUUUGAACUUGUCAACCGAAACGGACUUGAGAAAUACAUCCUGCAGGCAGCUUCCAAGGAAAUCAGAGAUUGUUGGUUUUCGGAAAUAAGUAAAUUAUUGAUGGAACAACAAAACAAUAAUAAAGAUGUUUAUGAGGAUGAAGACAAUGGCAGACAAACCGCCCCCGAAUGCUGCCCCGGCGGGGCGAGCAUCUCCGUGGAAACCUUUGAAGACGGUGAAGGGGCAGAAGAUAUGGAGAAGGAGAGCAGCGCUCUGGGUCUCUCGGGGCUUUUCCAGUUGGACGACAGUUAUGACACCUGUUCCCCCACGUCUGGUGUGGACGCGGGAGAACGCAUCCAGGGAGAAAAGGGAGGCGGUGAUCAGAGGGACACGCGAGUGUGAACGAGGAAGGAAGUUAGUCACCGUGGAAGAAGCCAGCUACCGUGUUGAGAAGACACUGAAGCUGCCCCAUGACGAGACCCACACGCAGGAACUGAAGCCCCACGCCCACAGCCACGUGAAUGAGCCACCUGGGGGGUGGGCUCUCCAGCCCCAGCCAGGCCUUCCUUCCAGCGGCUUCAGCUCCAGCUGAUUUCGUGGCUGAAACCUCAUGAGAGACCCAGAGCCAGAAGAACCCAGCUCAGCUGCCUGUGAAUUCAUUACCAGGGGAUCAUGAGAUAAUAAAUGUUUGGUUUAAGCUG
Molecule: messenger RNA, 3633 nt
Organism: Myotis myotis
Lineage: Eukaryota; Metazoa; Chordata; Mammalia; Chiroptera; Vespertilionidae
Gene: MCF2L2
Product: MCF.2 cell line derived transforming sequence-like 2
Exons: 29
Coding region: 209-3334 (1041 amino acids)
Cellular component (GO): cytoplasm
Molecular function (GO): guanyl-nucleotide exchange factor activity
Source: RefSeq, a predicted model, not a curated record